AUGGUUAAAGACGCUACAGUAGAGAAGAAAGCUGAGAAGACAACGGAAGAUAAAGUGCAAGCUAUCAAAACUCUCGAAGAGGAUGAUGAGUUUGAGGAUUUUCCAGAGGAUGAUUGGGAUGAUAAUCACACUAUUGCAACCAUGCCGACUUUAGAAGACUUGGAUGAUAACCAGGAUAUUGAGAUUGAUGACGAGAUCCUAAACUCGUCCACAACGGACAUUAUUAACCGAACAAAGCUACUUGAUAAUGAAAUCAAGUUGUUCCGUUCGGAGCUCUUGCGUCUUCAGCACGAAAAAUCGGUGAUGCUAGAGAAAAUAAAAGACAACAAGGAAAAGAUUAAGAAUAACAAGCAAUUACCCUAUCUUGUGGGUAAUGUGGUGGAAUUGUUGGACAUGAAUCCGGAUGAAGACGCCACUAAUGAGGGAGCCAACGUUGAUAUCGAGUCCACCAGGGUGGGUAAGUCCGCUGUCAUUAAGACAUCCACACGUCAGACGGUGUUUCUUCCGAUGGUUGGGUUGGUUGAGCCCGAUAAACUGAAACCCGGUGAUCUUAUUGGUGUUAAUAAAGAUUCCUAUUUGAUUCUUGAUAAGUUGCCAGCAGAGUACGACUCGCGUGUGAAGGCGAUGGAAGUCGACGAAAAACCUACAGAGACCUAUGCAGAUAUCGGUGGUUUGGAUAAGCAGGUUGAGGAAUUGGUUGAGGCAGUGGUUCUCCCUAUGCAACAGGCUGAUAAAUUCAAAAAGCUAGGUAUUAAACCUCCAAAGGGUGCAUUAAUGUACGGACCUCCAGGAACUGGUAAGACGUUACUUGCACGUGCGUGUGCCGCUCAAACCAAUGCCACCUUCUUAAAAUUGGCUGCUCCACAGUUAGUGCAGAUGUUCAUUGGUGACGGUGCUAAGCUGGUUAGAGAUGCGUUUGAAUUGGCUAAAGAGAAAGCUCCUACCAUCAUAUUCAUCGAUGAGUUGGAUGCUAUUGGUACAAAGAGAUUUGAUUCUGAUAAAAGUGGUGACAGAGAGGUGCAGAGAACCAUGUUGGAAUUGUUGAACCAGUUGGAUGGUUUUGGAUCGGAUGAUCGAGUUAAAGUGUUAGCUGCCACUAACAGAGUGGAUGUCUUGGACCCUGCCCUUCUAAGAUCGGGAAGAUUGGAUAGAAAAAUUGAGUUCCCACUACCUUCAGAAGAUGCUCGGGCCCAGAUCCUACAGAUUCAUGCCCGUAAGAUGUCCGUUGAUGACAACGUCAACUGGCAGGAAUUGGCUAGAUCGACCGACGAGUUCAAUGGUGCUCAGUUGAAGGCUGUUACCGUUGAGGCCGGUAUGAUUGCGCUUAGAACUGGACAGUCUGUCGUCAAGCACGAAGAUUUCAUUGAAGGUAUAAGCGAGGUUCAAGCAAGAAAGAAUAAGUCGGUGUCUUUCUAUGCUUAA
Molecule: messenger RNA, 1422 nt
Organism: Brettanomyces nanus
Lineage: Eukaryota; Fungi; Ascomycota; Pichiomycetes; Pichiales; Pichiaceae
Gene: RPT5
Product: 26S proteasome regulatory subunit 6A
Exons: 3
Coding region: 1-1422 (473 amino acids)
Biological process (GO): proteasome-mediated ubiquitin-dependent protein catabolic process
Cellular component (GO): proteasome regulatory particle, base subcomplex
Molecular function (GO): proteasome-activating activity; ATP binding; ATP hydrolysis activity
Source: RefSeq, a predicted model, not a curated record